AUGUCAAGCCUGAUGCGCUCUCUCGAGUUUAUUCCUCAGAUGACUCUGAAGAAGAUCCGGCUCCUAUCCUUCCCCCCACCUGCACAGUGGGAGUGGUCACCUGGGAUCGAGGACCUUAUUCGCCAAGCACAGCAAAAGGAACCUGCCCCUGAACACUGUCCAUCAGGUAAAAUGUACGUACCCUUAUCGGUUCGAUCCCGUUUCCUCCAGUGGAUACACGCUUCAAAGUUUUCUGGCCACCCUGGCAUCAGUCGCACCAUUGGGCUAAUAAAUCGGAGGUUCUGGUGGGAAUCGGCCUCCUUCAGCCACUACCCAUACCCCGACGACCCUGGUCCCACAUCGCGGUCGACUUUGUCACUGGACUACCUACCUCUAAAGGAGAUCCUCUCAGAUCGUGGUCCCCAGUUUGUCUCUCAGGUUUGGCGCCAAUUCUGUUCUGCCUUGGAGGCCAAGGUGAUGCUCACUUCUGGUUACCAUCCUCAAACCAACGGACAGACAGAGCGCAUGAAUCAAGAACUAGAAGCUACCCUGCGGUGCCUGACCUCCACCAAUCCUGACGACUGGGCCCAGUACCUUCCCUGGGUUGAGUAUGCGCACAACAGUCACAUCUCUGCAGCCACAGGUCUUUCUCCUUUUGAAAUAGUGCUGGGUUACCAGCCACCACUCCUGCCCUCUGAUGAAACGACAAUCUCUGUUACCUCUGUUCAACACCACAUUCGUAAAAGUCGAAAGAUCUGGAAAGACACCAUAGAUGCGCUCACCAACACCACUGCACGCAAUAAACGCCUGGCGGACCGCAGGAGGACUCCUGCUCCUAAUUACACCAUAGGUCAAAAGGUGUGGUUGUCUACACGCGACAUCCCCCUCAAGGCGAUGUCCAAAAAGUUGUCUCCCAAGUUCAUAGGCCCUUUCGAGGUGUCGUCAGUUAUCAGCCCAUCUGCCGUACGUCUUCGUCUUCCUCCGUCCCUGCGCAUUCACCCAACCUUUCAUGUGUCCCAGAUUAAGCCUGUCCUUUCUAGUGACCUUUGCCCUCCGGCCGAACCCCCUCCUCCCGCCCGUAUCGUCGAUGGCCAUCCGGCCUUCUCCGUCCGCCGGGUCGUCGCCUCCCGGCGGCGGGGUCGGGGUUUCCAGUACCUCGUUGACUGGGAGGGUUAUGGUCCAGAGGAACGCUCCUGGGUGCCUGGAUCGUUUAUUUUGGAUCCCUCCCUCAUUAGAGACUUUUGGGACUCCCAGCCCUCCUCUUCUGCUCGGCCGCCGGGUGGCGUCCAUUGAGGGGGGGGUACUGUCAGGGUCUGUGUUUUUGUUUCUUUUAGUUUUUCCUUUUUUUUGUUGUGUCUCCCUGGAGCACCUGCUGCUUCUCAUGGCAUCCACCAGGUGCCGCUAGGAUGCAGAGCCCCUGGAGUUGUGCCAUGUCAACCCCGUCGACACACCUGCAGCUUGUUCGGAGGGCUCAGCCUGGGUGUUUUAUAGGAGCGGCGGAACGACUCCUCUCCGCCUGAGUGUUUUGUUUACCUCGGUAACGAUCGUUACAUGAUAGGCCCCCCGAGAUCUACGUCGAUUUAACCUCUGUUUUUUUCUCACAUUAGGUGAACCCGCCGUCUCCCUGUUGAUUCCCUGAGUGGGCCGUCUGCCCCGGAACCCUUAGCCUCCAGAUUUACUCGGUCGCCUCGGACGCCUCUCCAGGAAAGCAGGACUCCCUGACCGAGCUUGGAUCCACCUGGAGGUGCCUUGGCCUGGGCCUUGACGAAUCUCGUUCUGAUCGCUCUGCCUGUCCGGCCUCCCACCAGCCCAGUUCUCCAGUGCUCUGCCAGCCGUCAUACUCACACCCUCCAAAGUAAGAUCCAAUCUGUUUAUCCCGGAGAGUCUCUCCUACCCGCUAACUAACCCGAACCAUCUCAUUGACAGUCUGACGAACCGGUGACCCGUUCCAGAAACCAUCCCUCUUUCCUUUUCCCUCAAACUCAAUAAAUCAUCAUUGUUCAUUAA
Molecule: messenger RNA, 1986 nt
Organism: Poeciliopsis prolifica (blackstripe livebearer)
Lineage: Eukaryota; Metazoa; Chordata; Actinopteri; Cyprinodontiformes; Poeciliidae
Exons: 3
Coding region: 1-1272 (423 amino acids)
Biological process (GO): DNA integration
Molecular function (GO): nucleic acid binding
Source: RefSeq, a predicted model, not a curated record